UAAUAAAUUGUUUGAGAUUACAACAUUUUUCAAAUUAUUAUUAUUAUUAAUUCAAAGCAAAACGAUAAACCCAAUGAUUACUCGCUCUUCGUCUCUUCUCCCACCCUAUUUUCUCUCCCCCAUCUCUCAAUUUUCCCGGAAAGUUUCCACUCAUUCCUGGAUUUCUUGGGCUACAUUACGGAUAUCUUUUGACAGGAAGGUAUGGGUGUAGUUGAUACAAAAUCAAUUGAAUCAGUCCAAGCUUCAUUAUCUUUGUUUGGUGAGAGAAGUGAUCAGAGGAAAAACCAGUUUACCAGCUGCGAUGAGUUGGAGAGAGAGAAAGAACUUGAAGACCUGUUGAAGGACUUGGCAAACUACAAGGUUCAAUUAGAAGUGAAGGACUCUGCCUACAAGCAAGCCCUUCUCAAACUAAACCACUAUCAAAAAACAGCCGAUGAACUUUCCAUCCUAGUGAAGAGUUCCGAGUUUGAGAAAGAGAUAUACAUCAAUGAAUGCAGAGAAGGUCGAAUACAUGUGCACGAACUUGAAUCUGAGAUGGCUGAUAUGUCUGAUCAACUAUCCAAAAAUGGAAAGAUGCGAGAACAACUUUCUCAUUUUAUGAGUGAGUUGAAGACUUCACGAGAAGAGUUACUUAUAAUGGAAACAGAUCUUGCUGCUGCCAUAGAUAUGAAGCUUGAGGCCUUGACACAGGUGGAAUUGAUGGAAACCGAAUUGCAAAUGGAGAAGGAACGGACUGAUGAGCUUCUGAGGCAUGUGUCGGAGCUGAAUGAAGCUAUUAUGCAUUCAAAGAUGGCAUCUAAUGAAGGAGAUAAAGAGAUUCGUGCUGUUCUAGCAAAAGAAGAGACUGAAUUAGCGUUGGCGACAACAACAGCGGUUGAAGCAGAGGAAAAGUUGGAAUACACGAGAAAACUACUAGAAGUUAUGCGGGAUUUGGAGAAUCAGCUCAUGAACAAGUCUGUUUUUAUCGAUUUGCUACAAUUGGAACUUAAUCAGGCUAAUGAGCUACGCGGGUCCUCUGAGAAAGCUGCUUCUGAUGCCAUUAGUGAGUUAAACCAGGUAAAAUCAGAGUUCAAAAUUCAGGAAAGAAAGAGCUCAGAUCAGUUGGGUAAGAUUGAGUUUUUGGAAAUGGAGUUGAAUCAGCUGAGACUAGAACUUAAAAAUGAGAAGGAAGAGGUGGAGCGCUUGGAUUCAGAGGCUAAGAAGAUGGAAGGUGAAUUAGAGAAGGCAAGAAAUGAGAUGGAAGAGAUUGGAGGAAGAGAGAAGGAAGCGCAAGUUGAGAUAGCGAUGUUGAAAUCUGAGGUUCAUAAAGGGCGGUCAAGAAUCGCUGCAGCCGAGGCAGCUGAAGUAAGGAUCAAAAGCGAAAAGUCAGGACUCUAUCAAGCGGUUCAACAGCUAGCAUUAGAAGCAGACGAGGCCAAGAAAGAGAAUCGGAGGCUAAAAGAAGAGUCUGAGAAUUCUGUUGUUGAUGAAGAUGGAAGAGACGAAACCGAUGCUUGUAUCAAGAUUUCGAAGGACGAGUACGAGGGCUUGAUUGAGAAGGCAGAGAAAGUUGCUGAGCUUGUGCCAAAAAAUGAGUACGAAUUGGAAAAUUUGAAGAAAGAGUUGGAAAUUGCAAGGGUGAAAAUCGGGGAGUUUAGGAAUAGAGCGGAACAGGCUUCCAGUAGAGCCGAGGCAGCUGAAAAGGUUAAAAUGGCACUUGAGGAUCAGAUGAAGAAUUGGAGAGAGCAAAGGCAACGGAGAAAGAUCGCCUUGGCUGCCCUUCGGGAGGAAUCGUUUCCCAAGGAAAGCAGCAGUAGCUUUAGCUAUGAGCAGCCUCCUAAAAACUAUCAGCCACUCGGUAAGGUUCUCAACAUGAAAUUCUAGUCUCACAACUUAAAUUAUUGAGGUUAACUGAUUUGGCCACCAAUUUUUUUUGUUCUCCUAAAAUAGAAAAAUUAAAAAAAAAAAAUUGUGUACGAAAUAUGCUUGAAGUGGGUGAUAUCUGAUAUCCUGUCCUAUUAAUGAACAUUUAUCAGUUCUGUUGGCUUAAAUUUUAUCAUGAGAAAGUUGAAUGAAGUAUGUGAGGUUACAAAUUG
Molecule: messenger RNA, 2075 nt
Organism: Camellia sinensis
Lineage: Eukaryota; Viridiplantae; Streptophyta; Magnoliopsida; Ericales; Theaceae
Product: WEB family protein At1g12150
Biological process (GO): chloroplast accumulation movement; chloroplast avoidance movement
Cellular component (GO): cytosol
Source: RefSeq, a predicted model, not a curated record